GACUCUCGACUUGACGAACUCGACUCGAAACGAGCAACCCCAUACGCCCUUCUGCCUCCAUCACUCGACCCAUCUACAAUUGCAGAACCUCAAUGUCGAAAACAUCGACGUCGCAGGUGCACACGCGCGAGCGGCGCGACCUCUACCAUGAGGCCGACGUCGUCGUCGUCGGUGCCGGUGUCUUUGGCUGCGCGGCCGCGUUCGCGCUCGCAAACCAGGGACGCUCUGUGCUGCUUCUCGAGAGAUGGCUGCACGAGCCCGAUCGGAUCGUGGGCGAGCUGCUACAGCCGGGCGGGUUGACGGCCUUGCGGAAGCUGGGCCUGGGCCACUGUGUCGAGAAUAUCGACGCGAUCCCGUGCUACGGCUACAACGUCAUCUACCAUGGAGAGCCGUGCGCCAUUCCUUACCCCAGCCUGAACGAGAAGGGUGAAGUGACACAUGCGUGGGGAGGGAGGGGGACGGGCGGAACGAAGCAAGAAGGAUGCGGCUUCCAUCACGGCAAGUUCAUCACGCAGCUCCGCAAGGCGUGCUUGGGCCACCAGAACAUCACCGUGGUCGAGACGGAAGUUGUCAAGACGAUUCGAGGAGAGCACACGGAUCAGAUUCUGGGCGUCGAGACGCGGACGACGGUGAACAAGGAGACUGGGGAGAAGAAGAGCGACUACUUCUUUGGCCAGCUCACCAUUGUGGCCGACGGCUACGACUCCAAGUUCCGGAAGCAAGUCCUGGAAACAAAACCCGUCGUCAAGAGCAAGUUCUACGCCCUGGAGUUGAUCGACACGAAGCUACCGCUGCCCUUCCACGGCCACGUCAUCAUCGGCAACGCCUACCCCAUCCUCCUCUACCAGAUCGGCACCCACGAGACGAGAGCGCUGUUCGACGUGCCCCAGGGCAUUCCCGAAGCCUCGCCCGAAGCCGGCGGCGUCCGCGGCUACAUUCAGAACUGCGCCAUUCCCGCGCUCCCCGAGUCCGUCCGGCCAGCUGCCGAGCGGGCGCUCGCCGACGGCAAGAUCCCCCGCAGCAUGCCCAACAGCUGGCUCCCUGCGGUGCCCCAGACCCCGAGCGGCCUCGUCAUCCUCGGCGACGCGCUCAACAUGCGACACCCGCUUACCGGCGGCGGCAUGACCGUCGCCUUCAACGACGCCCUGCUGCUCGCCGAGCUACUCCACCCGGACCGCAUCCCGAACCUCGAGGACACGGCGGCGAUCCGCGACGCCAUGCACAAGCUGUACUGGCGCCGCAAGAACUUCACCAGCAUCAUCAACACGCUCGCGCAGGCACUGUACUCGCUCUUCGCCGCAAACGACCGCCAGCUACGCGCGCUGCAGAUGGGCUGCUUCGAGUACUUCCGCCGCGGGUGGACCGACGGCCCGGCCGGCCUGCUCGGCGGCAUCAUCCAGCGCCCGCUCGUCCUGGCGUACCACUUCUUCUACGUCGCCUUCGUGGCCAUCUGGAUGAACGGCUGCAACGUCAUCGGUGGUCCUCUCGGCUUCUGGAAGCUGCCUCUUGCACUGAUCGAUGCCGUCCUCAUCUUGUGGAAGGCUUGCGUCGUCUUUUUGCCAGUCAUUUGGCGAGAGGGCUUCCAAUAAGAGCAAGCAAUUGGCAGGCACGAUGGCAGUCGUCUUCUUCCUGUCUCACUAUAUAUAUAUAUAUAUACAUAUAUAUAUGUAUAGAUAUACUUUUGUAUGAGAGCAUCGAUGUUGGGAUUUGUUUUACGUUGCCACAAGGCGACGCGCGGAGUUUCACACGGUUGGCAAAAACGAAUGCAUGUGGCUUGGUAUUUCUCACUUCACUCUCCCCCCUUUAUAUAAUACAGAUGUGGCACGACAUGAGAUCUUGCUAGACGGCAUGACCGGUGGGUGAUCUUGAUACGCCAUCUAGGUACCAUAGAAAAGCAGCAGAGGAGGUUUGGGCAAGGAGGGCGAUGGCGCCGAGCUUUGGAUGAGCAAAUGGUUUUUUCACGCAGUUAUGGCUAGAGCAAGAUGCUAGAGACAUUAGACGGUAAUUGUAAUACUUAUUCGAU
This is a messenger RNA of Trichoderma reesei QM6a, 2023 nucleotides long. RefSeq names its product squalene monooxygenase-like protein. Gene Ontology annotation, molecular function: flavin adenine dinucleotide binding; squalene monooxygenase activity. NCBI's taxonomy places the organism in Eukaryota, Fungi, Ascomycota, Sordariomycetes, Hypocreales, Hypocreaceae. The transcript has a single exon. Gene Ontology annotation, cellular component: endoplasmic reticulum; membrane. Bases 93 to 1589 code for a protein of 498 amino acids. The record is from RefSeq and is a predicted model, not a curated record. Gene Ontology annotation, biological process: ergosterol biosynthetic process.